AAAUGAUUCAGAUUGAAUGCUCAACAAGGAACUUAGCUUUUGGACAGACGGGAAAAAUAAUUAAAAAAAACAAUGUGAUGGAUUAUUUAUUUUAAAUGUAACCAUAAGCAAAAUAAAAGGAACGUGAUCUCUUAUAGGUCUACACAGCCUGUGGAAAUUAUCCAUCAGCCUUAAGGGGACAGAGGCUUCAUCAGUCCAUGAAAUCACCAGGAAAUUGAACCGCCAAUCUGCAGGUCUACACAGCCUGCGGAAAUUAUCCAUCAGCCUUAAGGGGACAGAGGCUUCAUCAGUCCAUGAAAUCACCAGGAAAUUGAACCGCCAAUUUGCUGGACUUUUAUAUGCAAUAUAUAUAUAUAUUUAAUAUAUUUAUAUGAUUUUUAAAACCAUUUUUCUAAAAUGAAGAGAUUUGGUCGCUGCCAAGUACUGAGUGUACUGCUUGUAAUUUUGACUAUUGGGAUAGAUGAGAGUGAGGAAGUCUCUGCCGUUGUCGAAGAUAGGAAUGGAGAUUCUACCACUACCACAACCGUGAAUGUUGACAACCCAACAGACUGUGAUAAGGUGUUCCUUAUUAUUGUGACAGGAUCAGGACUGUUCAAUUAUGUGAUAGCUACUGGCAACAUAGGUGGUGCCUUUACGACUGCCACAGAUACAGAUAGCGGUGAUGAGAAACUACAGUGUAACAUGGCAACUAUUAGAACCAAUGCGAUAGCGUCAUACAGCUUGUCAAUAACUGUCACUGAUACUGGCGACUCAUCCACAGACACCAGAACUGUUACCGUGAUUGUUGAAAACCUCGUGAUACCAAGUGUAGAAUGUGACCAGGUUCCAAGUGUACCGAAUGGAAGCAUUGUCGGUGGAGAUCAGUCACCUUAUGCCGAGGGUCAGAAUGUGACGUACUCUUGCACUACCGGGUACACUAUCAAUGGUACAGCCAAGAUAUCCUGUAAUGGCUCUGGGGUCUGGUCGGAGCCACCAUCCUGCCUUAAAGAUAUAGGCUCAUCUUGCUCCUCUGAUGCUGAAUGUCGGAUCACCUUGCACACACCACCCUAUGUUUGUGAUAAUACAGUGUGUAAAUUUGGAGUAGGAGGAAGAAAUUGCACAGACAUUGCCAAUUCUUGCUUAACAAAUGGCCGAUGUACGUCAGGUGCUUGUGAAUGUGUUGACGGGUUCGAUUCUGUUGACAACAAGUGUUACAAGUUGAUACUGUCAAGCCCAAAAAACGGUAGUGUGAUAGAAAUCUGCGAGACAACAGAAAUAAAUGAAGUGAUUGCAAACCUUUCUGCUAGCUUCGCUCCAACAAGUACUGAUUUCAUGUUCAAAAUUUCCGAUCCGUCGAAACACUUUUCAACAGCAGACGAGACCAUUACUGUUGUUUCGGAUUUAGACGUUGACGUUGAAACACCCGUAACUUCCUACGUACUUAUAAUCGAACUUUCGCAUCCAAACAGUUCCCGAACUGUUUCAUCUACAAUCACCAUAAGUGUGGAGGAUGAUAAUGACAAUGCGCCUGAAUUUGGCAAAAGUAUCUACACGUUCAACAUAAGUGAAAAUUUUACAGCAUCAAAAGCCGUUGGAACGAUAACUGCUACGGACAAAGACAGCACGUCACCAAACAACAUGAUCGCAACCUAUACAGUUUUUGGUACCAGCAAAUUCAAAAUAACCCCUGAGGGAGUAUUGAUGGUUUUAUUUGGGGCAUCGUUUAAUUACAUUACAACGCCAUUUUACACAUUUCUUGUCAUGGCAACUGAUGGUGGAGAGGAAGAUAUGGAACUGUCGACAAAUGUAUCCGUUACUGUCAACGUUAAGCCAGAUAUUGGAUCAUGGUGUUCUUCUGACGAAGAUUGUACAGGAAUUCUCUCUUCUGGCUCAUCUUUUGUUUGUGACAACUCUAAGUGCAAAUCUGAAUGUUCUAACGAUAAAUUUGGUGAGAACUGUGAGCAGAUCUGUCCAUGCAACAUGACAAACACAGAUAUUUGUGACAAAGUUACCGGUAAUUGCCUUUGUAAACGUACUUGGACUGGCACUACUUGCAACGACGAUAUUGAUGAAUGUAGUCCGACUGGAUCCUUUUUAAAUCCAUGUGUGAUAAAGCACCACACGGUGUGCGAAAAUACUAUUGGAAAUUAUACAUGCAAUUGUAUAACCGGCUAUCAGAAAGACGCCAUAGGCUGUGUUGAAUGCCCUCGUGGUCAAUUUGGUGAGAACUGUGCCCAGACCUGCCCAUGCAACAUGACAAACACAGAGAUUUGUGACAAGGUCGACGGAAAUUGCCAAUGCAAACCUUCUUGGAAAGGCGCUACUUGCAACGAGGAUGUUGACGAAUGUAAUCCGGCUGGACCAUUUUUAAAUCCAUGCGUGAUAAAGGAGCACACGGUGUGCGCAAAUACCAAUGGCAAUUAUGAAUGCAAUUGUAUUACUGGCUAUCAGGAUAACGCCAUAGGCUGUGUCUUGACUACGGCGCUCAAAACGACAAGCGCAACAAAUGCUUCGAUGAUCGCGUAUUUAGCCGGCGGGGUCGGGGGCGGUCUCUUUUUCAUCGUCGGUGUCGUCUGUGUUGUCUUCUUUGUAUGGAGAAGGAAGCGAGCUGUUGAUGACGAGUGCAAACGAUCUCUUUCUCAAGCGGACUCAAAGGCAAAGGAAGGUCAAGAAUACAGCGAUCUUGAUGGCCCCCAGAACGUGAACGACAUUCAAGUUAUUGAGAUUAACCAGUACGAAUCGCUUUUAUCUGUAGCGGAAAUGAGGGCAAUGGAAGCACGGAAGAACAGUUCUUAUGCUGAUCCCAAAGAAAAGAACGACAUUAACAGUCUUGAGAUGAAUAAAUAUGAGUCCCCUCUAUCUGCAACAGACUAUCAGGCAACCGAAUACAAUAACUUAGCAACUGACCUGUAAAAUAAGCAGUGCACAUUUUGCACAUUUUCAAUGUGUCAUCUUCUAUUAAUUUGUACCAUGUUUAAUUCGAUAGAACGAUUUUUAUGAACUGAAUACAAUUAAAUUAUUUGUGAUCAUUACUGAAUACUGACCUGUUCUUAUCAUGCUGUGAAUAUUGCCGACUGUAUUAUAUACCAUUUAAUCUGAUAAUGAACCUGCAACUACUGAAUGAUAUGUUGAUAACACAUAGUAACUCGAAUGAAAUUUUGAAAUAAUUAAGAAAUACUAACAUAUCUUUAUUUGGUUUUAUUGUAUAUUGAUUGAUCGCUACACAUACUCAUAAAUUCUGAAAGUGCAUGUUUUAUUAAACAAUAAUUUGUUGAAUUAUACAUAUAUAAAAUCUA
Messenger RNA from Mya arenaria, 3275 nucleotides. RefSeq lists its product as uncharacterized. Gene Ontology annotation, molecular function: calcium ion binding. Gene Ontology annotation, cellular component: plasma membrane. Lineage: Eukaryota; Metazoa; Mollusca; Bivalvia; Myida; Myidae. The coding region runs from base 397 to 2892 and encodes 831 amino acids. Gene Ontology annotation, biological process: homophilic cell-cell adhesion. The transcript has 19 exons. The record is from RefSeq and is a predicted model, not a curated record.